AAGGCUCCCAAAAGGAUGGCAUCCCUGAUGGAGCUGAAGGAGAUCUUCCGCAGCGCCGACGCCGUGUGCUUCGACGUGGACAGCACGGUCAUCAGGGAGGAGGGCAUCGACGAGCUCGCUAAGUUCUGCGGGGUUGGGGAUGCCGUGGCAGAGAUGACCCGCAGAGCCAUGGGUGGCACUGUGACAUUCAAGGCAGCUCUCACAGCACGGUUAGGUCUCAUCCGACCCUCCUAUGAACAAGUGCAGAAAUUAAUAUCUGACAACCCACCUCAGCUAACUCCAGGAAUAAGGGAGCUGGUGAGCAGACUCCACCAACGAGGAGUUCAGGUGUUCUUGGUCUCUGGGGGGUUUCAGAGCAUUGUGGAACAUGUGGCCUUGCAGCUGAACAUUCCCACAGCAAACGUCUUUGCCAACAGGCUCAAGUUUUACUUCAACGGAGAAUAUGCAGGGUUUGAUGAAACACAACCAACAGCUGAAUCAGGGGGGAAAGGAAAGGUUAUCACUCAUCUGAAAGAACAGUUCCAUUUCAAGAAAGUGGUUAUGAUUGGAGAUGGAGCUACAGACAUGGAAGCCUGCCCUCCUGGAGAUUGCUUCAUUGGAUUUGGAGGCAAUGUAGUCAGAAAGCAAGUAAAGGAGAAAGCAAAAUGGUACAUCACCCACUUUGAUGAAUUGCUAAAGGAGCUGGAAGAGCGAUAA
Molecule: messenger RNA, 696 nt
Organism: Cinclus cinclus
Lineage: Eukaryota; Metazoa; Chordata; Aves; Passeriformes; Cinclidae
Gene: PSPH
Product: phosphoserine phosphatase
Exons: 5
Coding region: 16-696 (226 amino acids)
Biological process (GO): L-serine biosynthetic process; dephosphorylation
Cellular component (GO): cytoplasm
Molecular function (GO): L-phosphoserine phosphatase activity; magnesium ion binding
Source: RefSeq, a predicted model, not a curated record